AGAUUUUUUUUUGUAUUCGAAAAAUCCAUAAAAUUAUGGGAUCAUUUCCAAAAUCGUUCCUCAUCACUGGUGCGAAUCGUGGGUUAGGUUUCGAAAUGGUGAAACAAGUUGUUGCAAAAUAUUCGCCAAAAGCUGUUUUUGCAACUUACAGAGACAUCACAAAAGCUGAGGAACUUAUUCAACUUUCACAAAUUCAUCCCUGCAUAAAACCUGUCUUGAUGGAUGUCUCAAACCUGGAAACCUUUGCUUCCGUGGUGAAACAAAUUGACGCCGAGAUGGGGAACAGUGGUUUGGAUGUCCUCAUCAAUAAUGCAGGCUUCUUCAUCAAGGAGAACCAGUCGUUGGACAGUAUAACGAAAAAUCUGGUGCUGGAAUAUCUUCAAGUCAAUACUUUCGGCCCUUUAUUCGUGACCCAGGCAUUCCUACCUCUUCUGGAGAAAGCUGGGAACAGCGAGUCCAAAAAAGCCGUCAUUUUGACCUUUUCGUCUCGACUGGGUUCCAUCGAGGACAAUCAAUCUGGAGGAUAUUAUGCAUCUCGGACUUCCAGGGCUGCUUCAAACGCAAUCACAAAAUCAAUUAGUAUUGACGUAAAAGAUAAAAACAUCCUUAUCGCUGCGAUAAAUCCGGGCUGGGUAAAGACGGACCAAGGUGGUGAAAAUGCUCCCUUAACGCCUGAGGAGAGCGUAAGUGGGAUAUUGAAUGUCUUUGAAAAUCUGACUCCGAGUCAAUCUGGGUUAUUUUUCCAAUAUAAUGGAACCAUCAUUCCGUGGUGAAGAAUAUUUUAUUACAAAUAUUGAUUUACUAUUGUUUGAAAAUAGAUAAUAUAUGUCGGUAAUAUAAUCAA
Folsomia candida is the source of this 844-nucleotide messenger RNA. RefSeq names its product C-factor. The transcript has 5 exons. Bases 36 to 773 code for a protein of 245 amino acids. NCBI's taxonomy places the organism in Eukaryota, Metazoa, Arthropoda, Collembola, Entomobryomorpha, Isotomidae. The record is from RefSeq and is a predicted model, not a curated record.